CAUCCAUAAUAAAUGAUUUGUAAAGGUCGUAAAAAUGUGAAAUAACAUUGAAUGUAGCAAAGAUUAUCGGCUAAAAACAACGCUAACAUGACAAAACUGCUUUAUUUAGCUAUUUUCAUAGUUUUCCUAUUUUGUUGGGAAGGACUGGUGUCAGCGCACGAAAACUGCGACAAUAAAGAGGGGAAAUGUGAUGCUCAUAGCAGAACUAGACGACGAGCACCAUCAACUCCUCCAAAAUCAUGCGGCGAAGGAUCCAAAACACCCCAACAGGCUGAGAAAAUCCUAAACAGUUAUGAGGGCACAUUUCAACUYAACUCYUUCAACAAAGAAGAYAUGAAAAACAAAAGCAACUUUGUGAAGGCAGCGCGUAAUCUUAUACCAGCCAUGUGUAAAAACAUGACAGUUGGAGGAUCUCCAUUGACGGCAUCAUCAAGCCUUUAUACUUGGMUWCAUGUUCAAAGGAAACCAUGCAACGAGACUACGRGCUCUCUUAGUGAAGUACCUUGUCAGAACUGCUCCAAAGUAGGCAAGUACAAGGUUAUGGAAGAUGUGCUGGUCAAUAACUCUCAGUGGAAUUGCACGCAGGACAAUGGGAAUAGCUGUGAAGGCGUGUGCAUAGGAUCAGUACGCAUGCGUGACGAUUUGCUGUCCAAUUCCUCUUCCAAUUGYUCGUCCAACGUCAUUGAUGUCCAAAUCUUCAACCCAACUACCAGCACACCAGUCCAUUCUGACACAAGUCAAACAGUCAUGGCCAUACAGUUAGAAUUUGACAAAGGUGAUCGUCAAUAUUCAAGUUCCAGAUUUAAGUGUGCUUUAUGGAGAGACGACAUUAAACAUUGGGAUACAUCGCGCUGCACACUCAUGGUUGUGCCCAAGGAAAAAGGACAAAAUCGAUCUUUGGCAAACUGCAACUGCACAAGUCUAGGACCUGUUUGCAUAGUUCCAACUGAAGUUGUAGGUAUUUCACCCACUCAAACAGUGACGACUACUCGCAGCCAAUCAGGAACGGCCACCCCCRGUCAACGARCACCGACUGCUUCUCGUCAAUCUGAGUCUACUACUCCUAGCCAAUCAGUAACGGCUUCUCCUAGCCAGUCAGUCACGGCUUUUCCUAGCCAGUCAGUAACGGCUUCUCCUAGCCAAUCAGUAACGGCUUCUCCUAGCCAAUCGGUUGCAACUUCUUCUAGCCAAUCAGCGACGACUGCUCCCACAGAAUCAGGGACAAAUGCUUCUAUUCCAGCCACCACAAGCUCCAGCGAAGCAUCCGGCAAUAAUGGUAAAUUACAAUGUUCUAUCACAUAUCCUGGAGACUGUCAGUCCAUCAUCAAUACAGAUAAAAAGCAAGAAUUGAUUAAUCAGACAACAGGGACGAUAGCUCAGCAAUUAUCAGUUGGAAAAAAUCAAAUCAAAGAAGUCAAUGUGACAUGUGGUAGUAUCAUUAUCAUUUUCACCAUCACGGGACUCAACUCAAGCACACUUGAUGAAAAGAAAAAUCUUUUCAAUUCCAUGAUAUCGUCAAAGGGCCUUGUCAUCAAUUUUKCCGAUGGAACUAAGCUAGUGCCAUCAAAGGCUGGYAUUGGAGUAUCGGUAGGCAAUCUUACGUUURUCAUUGCCACUCCAACAACUGUACCUCCAACAACACGUGAACGUUUCAAGCUCGAGUUCGACUAUCGUCCACUAAUGUUUACCAUGGCAUUUGUGGUCUUAGCAGUCGUUCUGUGCAUAUGUAUUUCUUGCAUUGUCCACUCGUACUGGCUAAAGAAGGAAAAGUUUACCAAGUACAAUAGUAUGACUCCUAAAGAGUACGAGAAGAAAAUGAAAGAAAGAGAAGAUAAAGACAGGAUGAAAGAAGUAGAAGAAGUUCCAAUGGCAGCUCUAGGAACAUCAAGAAAGGUUGCACCUACUAACUAUGAAAUGAGCCAUGAAACCAUGCCCAAGAUMAAUGAGAGGAAUUUUACUAACUAUCACUGGGCACAAACAUCGUUUGUCCCUCCUCCUGGUAUAGAAACAGAGCCUGAAAGCCCUGAUGCACCAAAACUUAUCCUUGAUGACUCUGAAUCAGACACUGAUGGAGAAGACAAUAAAGGAUACGAAUCUGAUGGAGCAAAGCCUGUUCCAAGAGCAGUGUCUCAUCUCAGCCUUGCAAAAGACAAGAAUGUACUAGGCAGUAGUUCUAGCGACAGCAUGAGUAAUGUUGUACCUCCAUUGUAUGAGAACAUUGACAGUGAGGAACAUUUGUACGAUAGCAUCAAAGAACGCUAAAAUCAAUCAAACCAAUGACUUGUCUUGA
Molecule: messenger RNA, 2290 nt
Organism: Exaiptasia diaphana
Lineage: Eukaryota; Metazoa; Cnidaria; Anthozoa; Actiniaria; Aiptasiidae
Product: putative GPI-anchored protein pfl2
Exons: 8
Coding region: 88-2262 (724 amino acids)
Source: RefSeq, a predicted model, not a curated record